UUUAGCAUUCAGUACGAUCCGUAGACGGUUACUAAAACAACACCCGGCUCUGACAGCUCGAGAACGUUGAGCAGCCUUCGACAGUUCAGAAAAGAUAACAACCAGUGCCAAAACAAAUAGUUGCAAAUCAAAUUACCUCUCCGCCAAGUUGUAUUUUAAUUGCAUCCGAAGAAUCAGAAUGCAGUACCCACUUAUCGUAGCCUCUCUGCUGGUUUGUCUCGUUGGCUGCAGCUCAGCCGGCGGUAUGCCCGACUACAUCCAGGUGUGCCAUCGCAACGACCCCGAGCUGUCGAAGUGCCUGAAGAGCAGUGUGCACAACCUGCGGCCCUAUUUGGCCAAGGGCAUCAAGGAGCUCAAUUGUCCCCUAGAGCCCCUCUACAUUGGUGACCUCAGCAUAUUGGACGGCUCCGGCGGGCUGACAGUCAAGGCAAAGAAGUUGAAUGUCCUGGGCGCCUCGAACUUCGAAAUCACAAAGCUGCGCGCAUCCACCCAGAGCCGUCGCUUUGACUUCGAGCUGAUCCUGCCACAUCUGCACGGAGACGGGCUCUACGAGAUCAACGGGAACAUCCUGGCCCUGCCCGUCAAGGGGAACGGACCCUUCACCGGCAACUUCACCAACUUCGUGGCCUACGUGCGGGUGCAGUACGACAUCAAGAGCAUCAACGACCUGGACUACCUGCACGUCAAGGAGUUCGCUCUGAAGAUCCGCACAGGAAAGGGAAACCUCAAGCUCGAGAACCUCUUCAACGGAGACAAAGUGCUCGGCGAUGUCAUCAAUGACACGAUCAACCAGAACUUCGAGGUCUUCACCAACGACCUAAUCGCUCCGAUUGCCCGGGCUUUGGAAGCCAAGUUCCUCGUCAUCACCACCAAAAUCCUGGAAAACUUCACCUACAACGAGCUGUUCCCAGUCUAAGGCAAAAUGUGAUUAAGCUAGAGUUAAGCACGUGAUACACUCCAAUUGUUUUAAUUAGUCCUAAAGUAUUCAAUAAAUCAUCAGAACUCCAA
Molecule: messenger RNA, 1008 nt
Organism: Drosophila ficusphila
Lineage: Eukaryota; Metazoa; Arthropoda; Insecta; Diptera; Drosophilidae
Gene: Jhbp3
Product: protein takeout
Source: RefSeq, a predicted model, not a curated record